CUGUGACCGAAAACAAAUUUCCUCAAAAGGAAUACAAGAUGGUCAUGAAAUCGUUCUCUUAUCUGCAAGCUAUCGCUGUUUUUGUAUUUUUGGCUCAUAGUACGAAUAUAUAUGUGGCGUCUCAGGUCGUUAUGGGUUUUAGAUUAGAUUUGCAUUAUGAUAUUCUUCAUAUUGGUGGCACUUAUCGAGGAAUAUGUGAUGUAGAAAUCCCCCCUGAUGAUAACAUAACAAACGUGGAUGCCUAUUGGAUAGUUAAGAAUACGGACUAUUGUCACAACGGUCAUAAAGUAUUGCUAAAUAGAAACUACACGUGUAAUGCAACUACGGUGCAGAAUACAACAUCCUUCGAACUUAGAAUUCCAGACUUGACAUUAGAAGAUUCUGGUACAUAUACUUGUAAAGUAAAGCAUUACACAGAACAUAGCACGUCAAUUUUCUCUGCAAAACAUAUCACGUCAACUUUUUCUGAAAAUAUUACAGUCAUAGAUCCUUCCAUCACAACACCACGCAAAACACCAGAAUCAACAACAGUAACCACUCUAAGUGGCAGGGGUAACACAGGAGGAGCCGCCUCACUAGAAACCAAACUUCUAUCAACUAUCGUCACUAUGUUGUCAGCCGCUCUAGUUUAUAUUUGAUUCUCAGUAGAAACCUUAUAUAUUAUUAUAACAGUAACUUGAUCCGAAGGGUCGUAUCACGUCGAGUUGACAGGUGCGGAUCAUAAGA
Molecule: messenger RNA, 726 nt
Organism: Saccostrea cuccullata (small rock oyster)
Lineage: Eukaryota; Metazoa; Mollusca; Bivalvia; Ostreida; Ostreidae
Exons: 7
Coding region: 39-638 (199 amino acids)
Source: RefSeq, a predicted model, not a curated record